This is a messenger RNA of Hydra vulgaris (swiftwater hydra), 1118 nucleotides long. RefSeq names its product arylamine N-acetyltransferase. Gene Ontology annotation, molecular function: acetyltransferase activity. The record is from RefSeq and is a predicted model, not a curated record. Lineage: Eukaryota; Metazoa; Cnidaria; Hydrozoa; Anthoathecata; Hydridae.
AUAUGUUAUAUAAUUCGUUUUAAUUCAGUUAUUUUUGUUGAUAAACUAACAAGCUAAAAAACGCAAAAAAACAUUGGCUUUUUUUAAAAAAAAAAAUGACUGAAUCUACUUUUGACAAGGAGUUGUACCUAAAAAGUUUGAAUCUAACAGAUUACUUGGAUCAUAUUGACGCAAUACAACCUAAUAAAAGUUUGCUAUAUGACAUAGUAAAGAAGCACUCUCAAGUUAUUCCUUAUCAAAAUACUGGUGUUUAUUUAGCCACUUCAACAUUGGAUUUGUCAAUUAAAUCUUUACAGGAACGACUUUUAAUCAAAAAGUUAGGAGGAAUGUGCUACGAAACUUCAGAGCUCUUAUGGCACGCUUUAACUUCUUUUGGAUUUAAAGCAUAUCGAACCCCAGCAACCGUGUUGAAUAAUUUACCAUUUAAUGAAAACGCACCUCGUUCACAUAACAUAAUAAUAGUUUUUUAUGAAAAUAUUAAGUUUCUAGUAGAUGUUGGUUUUGGAUAUAACAGCAUUAAAGAACCACUUCCAUUUUCUUUUAUGAAAACGGAAGAAGUUUUAGUUCAAGGAGAAAAAUACGUAUUAACGUGUGAGGAUAGUUUUUACAUUUUGAGUAUGGAAAGACAAAAUGAAUUACUAACUUUUUAUCGGUUUAAUAAAACCGUUGACUCCAUUCCGCAAUUUAUUGAUACUGAUCAAACUGCAAACUUUUACGCUACCUUUAUAAAUUACCCAGGAUUAAUGAGAAUUAGAGACCGCUAUAUACUUUGUGGCAAAACAACAGAGUUUGGUAGAAUCGGAUUUAUCUAUGAUAAUGAAGAGAAAACCUUUAAAAAAUUAAUAUUUGAUAAAGACAAUGUAACAAAGGUAUUUUUAGAAAACAAAGAAGACUUUGAACAAAACAUUUACAAAGAAUUAAAUAUUUUCCCUGAUUUACAUAAGUUGAGCUAACUAUAACUUUAAAAAAUAGAAGCAUUUGAUCGUGUGUGUACACUCGGGGAUAGGUAGGCUGCAGAAGAGGUCCAUUUUGAACCCUAUUAAUGUGCAUAUUUUUAUUUUACUAGUAAAUAAAUACUGUAUUGUACGUUAAAAUAAUUUUAAGUUUGAAAAAUUUCA